UUUGAUAAACUAGUCUAACUAAGGUGCAUGUAGAGAACUGUUAGUUUACUUUUCAGAUUAAUUUCCACGGCUGUUCUCCAGCAGCCUCCCCAAACCUGCUCAUUGUUUGCGCUGUGCAGCUCAGGAGUAUUUGUCAAGUAAGAGAAAAAGUGAUGACAAGCCGCAGCGGAGUCUUGCAGCUCCUUUGUGCCCGUAUGGGCGCGGUCUCAGCGGGCAGGGCCGGGCCGGGCCGGGCAGGGCAAGGUGCGCGUUUAUUGCCUCAGACCACACCGACGCUCCGCAGCCGACAGACUUCCCUGUUGGAUGUGGUCGAGCUGCCCUGCACAGUUUAUAAGAAAUGACGAGCCAGGAUCCUCUGAAGUCGGCCAUUUCCAUCGGGAAUGUGGACGACACGUCUCUGGCUCUGCCGUCCGCCAACCAGUACCGGUCAGGACAGCAGCGCGUCCUGGAGCAGGUCCAGACCAUCAAGAGGACCAAGUCGAGGCUGCCCAGCAGCAGCAGCAGGAGCGGAUCUACGUCUCUGUCCCCCACAAGCCCUUCGUACGACUCCGUGUUCAUUGAUGGUUUGAGGUCACAGUCUAGUCCACCUUAUGGCAGUGUCUUUGGAAAUGGCUUCUCUCAAAGUUACAGCUUUGAGAAAAACAUUAACCGGCAAAUCGUCAACAACUCCAAAGGACCCACCAUGAAGAGGAUCAUGGCAGGCUCUACCUACCAGUACGAGAGGGGCUACGCCCCUUUGGGCUCCUUGGCGGUCGGUCGGACCAACACCAGCCGCAGCGAGCCUGAUCUGGCCUGGAACCGCUCCAUGCCCAAACGCUCGGCCCCACAGCAGAGAAACGUCUCGAGCAAAAACACCUACACGACACAAAGGAGCACCAGUCAGUUUAUAACGAGCGCAGCACCAAAGCCUCAGCCUCCCCCUGCAAAUGGCACAGGUCCGAGCAAAUCAAACAGCCAGUUCAUAUGCAGUCAAACUGACAUGUCCAAAGUAGCGUCAAAGCCUCCCACCACUGACUUUACCACCAAGAGCAAAGGGGAUUCUGGGUUCAAUGAAAGCAGUGGAGUUGCUGAUAUCACCAUGAAGGAGGCUGUGGAGUAUCUCUCCAGCGAGGACCAGGCGUACCAGCACUGUGGAGCUUCCUACAUCCAGCACAAUGCAUACGUUGAUGACAAAACUAAGGAGGAGGUAUUAAAGUUCGACGGCAUCCUUCCUCUGGUGGGUCUCCUGCGCAGCCCCAGCCCACAGGUCAGCCGUACGGCCUCAGCUGCCCUCCGCAACUUGUCCUUUAAAAGCGACAAAAUCAAAGAGGAGAUCCAUCGCUGCAAUGGCAUCACAGAGGUUGUGGCUCUUCUCCGAGACACAGACUCUGUAGAGAUCCAUAAACAGCUGACAGGUCUGCUUUGGAACUUGUCCUCUGCAGAAGACCUGAAGCCAGACCUGGUGAAGUCUGCUCUGCCUGUCCUCCUGGAGCGUGUGAUCCUGCCUUACACAACCAGUCCUAACAGCGGUAAUGGCCAAGACCCUGAUGUCUUCUUUAACACCACAGGAUGUCUUAGAAACCUCAGCAGUGCAAAGCAAAGCAACAGACAGACAAUGCGAAAAUGUCGAGGUUUGAUUGACUCUUUGGUCAGUUAUGUUAAAGACUGCGUGGAAGCAGGAAAACCAGAUGAUAAGUCUGUAGAAAACUGUGUGUGCAUCCUGCACAAUCUGACGUUCCAGCUGGAGGCGGAGGCUCCAGCUCUGUUUAGCCGGAUCACGGCUCUGUCUAAGGUUGCGAGCAGGAGCAACAGCCAGGGCAACAGCAGCCAGGUUGGCUGCUUCAGUCCACAGAGCAGCAAAGCAUCAGAACAUGAGCGUCACUUUGACUUCCCAGUUGUUGAGGAGCAACAACCAAGUGGAGCAGGCUGGUUGAUCCACUCCAAAACACUGCAGAGCUACCUGUCUUUGCUUGGCUCCAGCAAGCGAGAAGAAACACAGGAAGCCUGCUGUGGAGCGCUGCAGAAUCUCACAGCGCAUGAAGGCAUUGUCUCACAGGUAAUGAGUCAGACUAUUGUGCAGAAACUGAAUGGCCUGCCAGCUCUCAGCCCUCUUCUAAGGUCAAGGAAAGCCAACCUGCAGAGAAGCACAGUGGCUUUGGUUGGAAACUUGACUAAGAACCCAAACCUGCACAGCGCCAUCGGUCGUAAAAUGCUCCCAGAUCUGCUGGCCCUCCUCAGUGAGGGCACCACGGCAGGGAAUGAGUCUGAUGACACCCUCGCCAUGGCCUGCCAGAUCGCCAGCCGCCUGGUUUUGAAGGAACCUGAGAUGACCAAGAACUUUCUCAACAAAAACCUGAUAAAAUCGCUGAAUGAUCUCAGCCGAAACAAUUAUUUCCCCAAAUCCAGCAAGACAGCAGCCAUGCUUCUCUUCAAACUCUGGUCAGACAAAGAUUUACAAAGCUUCCUGAAAAAGCAGGGGAUGAGUAAAUCAUCAUUUGUGAACGACACCACCACGGCAGCACACAGGUCGCUUCAGGUUGUUGAUUAACAACUUAACGGACCUCUGAAAGUCUUAUACUGAAGUAACUUGCCUGCGAGGUCUCCACACAUCUACAGGACAGAAACGCACUGAGGCUGAGCAGCAACCUUUCCCAUUUCACACAUAUUUUUCAGAUUUGUAUGCAUAUUUUCUACAUAAAGCUUCCACCAACAAGUAAUUGCACAGCCCUGCAUAUGCUGUAAGGUUCCUUUUUUUUGUAGGAACAAAGGUUAAGAUGUGAGAUGUUGGCUACAAAACUCAUAAGUGCACAUUUUUUCUAAUUUGCUUUUCGAGUUCACACAGCUGUCAAAUGUCUUUUAACUUUUGUGUCACCAUCUGCAAUCUGAAACCAUGAACUUGCUUUAAUCGAUAAGACAUAAGGGUUGGGAUUCUGUUUUGCACUGACAUGUAUAUUUUAGUAUCAUGUAACUACAUUGUAAAAAUAGCAUUUGAUAAUGUACAAUGAACAGUCUGUUGAAUUCAUGAGGUUUGUGUAGGAGUUGUGACGUUGUCUUAAACAGUGAUUUCUUUUACAUUUUGUUGGUGGUGUAUCCAUAUUUUCUCAUGUGUAUGUGCAAUCUUGAAAGUGUGUUGUCCCUAAUAGUGGCAAUAAAGCUGAGAGAAAUCUAUUCUUUAGCCUGCAAAA
Molecule: messenger RNA, 3164 nt
Organism: Stegastes partitus (bicolor damselfish)
Lineage: Eukaryota; Metazoa; Chordata; Actinopteri; Pomacentridae
Gene: pkp1b
Product: plakophilin 1b
Exons: 13
Coding region: 338-2527 (729 amino acids)
Biological process (GO): cell-cell adhesion
Cellular component (GO): nucleus; adherens junction; plasma membrane
Molecular function (GO): protein binding
Source: RefSeq, a predicted model, not a curated record